Chaetomium strumarium is the source of this 2331-nucleotide messenger RNA. RefSeq lists its product as uncharacterized. The transcript is spliced from 2 exons. Bases 117 to 2162 code for a protein of 681 amino acids. NCBI's taxonomy places the organism in Eukaryota, Fungi, Ascomycota, Sordariomycetes, Sordariales, Chaetomiaceae. The record is from RefSeq and is a predicted model, not a curated record.
CCCACUAUCAUUCAAACUCCGCGAUCACAGCGACAUCAGACGCGUCGCCGACUGAUAUUUCGCGCCGCCGGUACUUGCGACCAUGGCGGCAUAAACACCAUCCAAAUUGAAGCGCGAUGGAGACCUCGGCGCCCAAAAGGCGUAGAACAUCACCGCGGACCGCGGUUCCCGUCCAUCCAGAGACCGAGUCGACGACACCCCGAGACGCCCCGCCUCGAGCAUCUGAACCGCCCAAUCGGCCCUCAUUUGCAUCGCCGACACGAGCGAGCCUCGGGCGGUUUAAUCCAGACAUUCUCAGGCGGCGAGAGAGCCAGCCUAGGAGGUUGCGAUCCUCUCCCGAUGCGGGCCCCUCGGCUUCGCGUGCCGCUACUCCUGAUAGUACCGGGGGGUUGACGCGAGCGCUGAGAACACAGCUUGACCUACGGUCUGGAGCGCGCGGUGGUGGAGUCCAAGUGGCUUCAGAAGCGGACAGUAUUGUGGAUUCACCGGCGGCACGGCUUGCCAAGUCUCCGGCGAGGCCGACUCCCAGACCGCUUCCGCCGCCUGCGCCCGAGCAUGACGAGGAAUUGUUGAGGGUGAUAUCCGGGCGUGGACUCUCCGGUGUGACGCCUGGGGUGCUCCCGGAAGUGACAGCUCCCGAGCCGGAGCUUCCACCCACUCCACAGCACCCUGACCCGGUGGUUAGCACUCCGCCAUCCGGCAUACACAACACGCCGUCGCGACGACCGAAGCGGAGCAGAGCAUUGGCCGAGAGACUCAAGAGUUCCUCGCCACUCAAGCGUCCGCCUUCACGGCCCAGAGAACUGCCCCAGAAGGGGGCGCCGGCGGACUUUGGCCUGCUGAGCAAGAAGACUCAGACUGGUGCUCCCGCGGCCCCCGCGCCAACCACAGCCGAGGUGCGUGGUCUAAGGCCAGCUGAUCCAGAUGCGGAGAAGAGACGGCUACGUGACUCACUGCUUGCCGAGAUCAGCCAGCUAGAAUGGGACUUGGAUGUCGCAAGCAAGGAGAGCGAAAGGAUCCGGCAGGCACGUUUGUCGAGACGAGAGCCACCUCCUCCCACUAACAAGCGUGAAAUCCUCGACCUCCUCCACCGUCACGCGCUUCCACCAGAGGACAGCAACCCCAAGCGCGAUCCCGUAGAAGACUGGCUCGCCUCGGCCCUCAACCCGAUCGCAUUCCUCCCGUUUAGCAAGCCCUCCCCGUCCGGCCCGCCCACUCUUCCACCGCUCAAAAAGGGCGAGGAUUCCGAAGAGCUGCCUCCUCCGGCCUCACACCACCCCCUUCCCAUGACGGCGGACGAAGCCCUCCCUUACCUCCAAGUUUUCACCCCGCUGACCUUCACCUCGCACGUCUCGCCAUUACCUCGGCCGGAUAAUGAGGGCCCCCUCCUCCAGAAGCACACCAUAGCCGCGUCUUCUACCUCCCCUCGCGGCUUAUUUACAGCGCGCAUCGAGAUGACGGUCAACACGAAAACCAUGGCCAUCACGGAGCUCGCGGUCCCCAGGCUCGAUCCCGCCGCCGAGGCGGAGCUGAGGCCGUUCGUGGACAGAAUAGUCGAGAAAGGAGAUGAGCGCGUCGCCAGUAGCGGUUUGUACAACAACAUCAGUGUGUUAUCCUGGGGCAUGGGCGAAUGGCUGCGUGUCGCAGUACAGCGAGCCAAGGUGUGGAUUGUGUUGGAGCGAGAGGUCAAUGAUAAGGAAGCCCUGCUGCAGAUGGUGGCGCGGCAAAGGUCGAGGAAGAAAACGCGGAGGAGGAGGAAGAGGCGGGUUAACCAACGUGAGGAUGGCGGUAGCGACGAUGGGGAGGAGGAGGAAGCCGGGGAGGGUUCGAGUCUUGAUGACCUAAAGACGUAUGAAACCGCUGACCUUCUCCCGUUCCUGGGGCGGACGUGUCUGGACUUGCAAAUUCCCGUGUUGGACGGUGGAAGGGGGGAUACAUCGAGCCUGAGGGUGCAAUGGCGGAUCGCAUUUGACUGGACGGGGGAGGCAAGAAACGAGAUCGGGUUGCUUGUGGGCGUGCCUGGGAAAUGGCAUAAACAUGAUGAGAGAGGGCAGCUGUCCGGCCUCCCGAAGCUGUUUGAUGAAUUGAUACAGGGUGGUGAGGACCCGCUCCCUGCUGUCAGGACUGUAGUAUGUUUACUUGCUGGGGAGCAAAGGUCGUGACCGGAGUCGUCAUGAUCUUAGGAUGGGACACCAUCAGCAUUCGCGUUGCAUUGUUAUGUUGUGGGACGAGGAGUUUUGUUGGAAUACCCGCAGUGUUGAAAUCAGUAUAGUCUUUGCCGCAAGCUCUACCUAGGUCUUCUGGCUGGAUUAGAACCUUGGAGCUUCUAUC